AUGGAUUCCCCUUGGAAAUUCGAGCAGUACACGCCCUCUUCGGCCUGUGAAAUCUCCCCGCCUCGACCUCUGGACGCCGAUCAAUUUGCCAGUGAAAGCGCCGAGGUUGUCAGACUCACUAAGCUCCUCGCCGCUCUCCCCUAUGAUCCCGAGACCUGGCUGAAUCGGGGCAACUGCCUCCGUCUCCUCGGCUAUCCCGAGCUCGGCCUCGGCGAUACAUACAAAGCCCGCCUCUUGGUUGAAGCUGGCCUCCUUGACACUGACACCGACACCGACACCGACACCGACACCCCGUCGACUCUUGGAGAUCAAGUCCGCCAGGCCUACCGCAAGAAGACUCAUGCCCUGCACACCACAGAUCCGGCCUGGAUCAAAUGCGCUUCCGCCGUAUCGACGCCUGAGCUACUCGCCCAAAGAGCCAACGAGAUGCUGAAGAGGCUCGAGUUGCAAAUUUGGACGGAGCUCAUGGAGGGAUUGAUGGCAGCAAAUUGCUGCGUCGACUAUGGACGGAUGAGUCGCGAAGCGGUAGAUAAAUUCCCAGAAGAUGAGGUUUUCCCCAGUGAAGUCGCCAACGCCGAUGCAUGGUAUGCUCAGCGGAAGGACAUCUUACAGCCUCAAGUGGACAGUGGAGAGAUGGCCGAGUCACAGAUGGCGUCGACUAUCUUGAACGGAGGAGUAUAUCCAGUCGCGUACCCGUUCAUGACCGAGGACCUCCUGAUUCGGAACGAAGAGGUGUUCCAGGGUAUCGUGGAGGACUUCGAGAGGGCUUCGACGAACGGUACGGUGGUCCGAAGUACGAUUCGCAACACUACAGGAGCCGACGGAGAGGAAUUCACCGAGGACGAUUGCAUCGGCGUGGUCGCGACACGAGAGAUCGCCACAGGCGAGACAAUCCUAAUUGACAGAAUGUCUGCCGGCACCGUGGCUGUUGAUGCGGAUCCCAGCGGUUGCCCGACAUGCUGCGCCAGCCCCGUUGAGAGUUUCCGGAACGCCUGUUGCAACGUCCUGUACUGCUCUCAGGUCUGCGCCGAUGUGGCGUUGGAGACUUUCCACGUUCCGAUCUGUGGCAAAGACUUCGAGUACCUCUACACCGCUGCGAGGACAGCAACUGCCACGACCGAUUUCUCCCUCGACGCUCUCUUGCUGAUGAGGGCCAUCGCCCUCAGUCUCGCGGAGGACUUGGGCCAUCCACUCCAAAGCCAAGCCAUGGUCAGACUCACGCCCGCCUACGGGUUCCGAGAACCCAACCUCAUCAUCUUCAACUUCGCGGACCACAUCCAAACGCCCAUCUCGAUCCUCCAGACCCUCGGCAUCAACAUCUUCACGAACCCGCUCUACGACACCUGGGUCCUGCACACCAUGAGGUGCCGCCUGCAGAAUAACAAGCACGGCCAGACCCUCGGCGACUGGCCGGGCACCGGCAUCAGCGGCCUCUACAGCAUGCUGAACCACAGCUGCAGCCCGAACGUCGACUGGCGGCACGACUCGGCCAGCAGCGAGGUGACGCUGUUCGCGACGCGGGACUGUACGAUAGGAGAGGACCUCUGCAUCAGCUACAUUGGACCCGCGGGUAAUGCUCUGCCGGUGGCGGAGCGCAGGAAGAAGCUGAUGGGCUGGUUCGGUAUGCCUUGUCGGUGUGCGAAAUGCACCCGGGAAGCUUUAGCUGCUCACGACGAGGUCCUGGAUCUCGCUGCUGCUGCUACUGCAGAGCUAACAUUGGAGGAACCUGAAGAGUGA
Drepanopeziza brunnea f. sp. 'multigermtubi' MB_m1 is the source of this 1737-nucleotide messenger RNA. RefSeq lists its product as uncharacterized. Lineage: Eukaryota; Fungi; Ascomycota; Leotiomycetes; Helotiales; Drepanopezizaceae. Gene Ontology annotation, molecular function: protein binding. Gene Ontology annotation, cellular component: nucleus. The record is from RefSeq and is a predicted model, not a curated record.